GCUCGGCUUGGGAGUGGGUGCAAGGAGGACGAUAAAUUGAUGACUCUCUCCAAGAUCCUCCCGUGCCUGUUUGACUCCCUAAGAGCUUUCAGGACUAGGAUAAAUACAUAAUUAAAACAACCAUCAGAUUGCUAAUGGCGUGAACACUUUACGAACACAAUGAUGGCAAUUUGGUCGAGCUGGUUUCCAGCCGGUUUGCCUUGAGCAAUCCUGAAGCUCCGGGCUUAAUGGCAUUUUCGGCAGCUGCUGAUCAGAGCACCGGCGGAAGGAAGUGACGCGCGCGCUACAGCUUUUGCUGCAGGAAAUUCUGAGCGGCGCAGCGCGCGUGCUCCGGGCCGCAUUCUGCCGGCGCCCGGGCUGCAGCGGCGGGAUUCGUGCUGGAGUCAUCCUUCCCGGAGCAUCACUCAACGGUGGCUUUGCUUUGUCCAUCUUUAGAAAUCCGAAUGCGAGUGGCGGUGUUAUAAAGGUCCAGCCGAGCACCAUCCCGAAGGAACUUUUACUUGCAGCCCCACUUUCAUCCCUCCCUCAACCAUAAAGUUGAAACAAUGUUUGAAAGAGUAAAAUUGGUAUGGAGAGCCUAUCAGCUGCUGAUGACUAAACAUCCCUGGAAGGUCCAAAUACUGACUUCUGGUGGUUUGGUUGGCUUCAGUGACAUCGUUUCGCAACAGCUGGUUGAACGCAGAGGCAUAGCAAAUCACAAUGUAAAGAGGACAGUAAAGAUGACUACUGUUGGGUUAAUUUAUGUGGGUCCUAUUCUUGGGGCAUGGUACAGGUUUCUUGAUCGACUGGUAGUUGGACAAAGCAAAUCUGCAGCUUUGAAGAAAAUGAUACUUGAUCAGCUUGCUGUUGCUCCUUGUUUCUUGGCUGGUUUCAUUACAGUAACUGGGUUUCUUGGUGGACUUCCACGGGAAAAAAUAUGGUUGAAGUUGCAGAAGGAUUAUAAAAAUACAUUGAUAUCAAACUAUGCUAUCUGGCCAACUGCACAACUGCUGAAUUUCUACUUUAUACCACUGGAACACAGGUUGGCAGUUGUUCAGGUUGUUGCCCUGAUGUGGAACACCUACCUCUCCUGGAUGGCAAACAGAAUGUAAUCGAUUUACUUGAAACAUAAAUUCUUUCAGUUCUGUGGUGAAAGAUGGAAUUUUGACAUGAUCUUUUACUAUAAGCUAACAUUGUAGAGUAAAAGUGUUACAAUUGUUGAGAGGGUGUUGGGAGAUGAACAUAUCUCGGUAUUGGCUUUGUUUGUGUUAUAUUUCCUAUGUCUUAGGUUGAAACAGCAGGUCCUCUUCCCAUCUUAGUUAUUAGGACAUCAGUUCCUAAACGAAAUGAGUCUGUUAACAGUGGAAGAGGAAAAGAUGACAAGCAAUACUGUUAUUUGAACUUGCUGAAAAAACUUGAGCAACCAUUUAUUACAGUGAUCUAUACUAAACAUGUAUAAAAUUAUUCUACAAAACUAGGUUUCAGUUCAUUUUUGGGACGAAAUAAGUUUCAUAUGUCUAGAUGUCUUUUGGACAAAUCUGUAACGUUAAUGAUAAGAAGUCAUUCAUUAUCUUGUGCAGUAGUUUUGGUAUGCUUCAUUCCCACUCUCCUCUCCCAUUGGCCCCUAAUCGUGAAAACCAGAUAGCAUUGGAUUAAAAUUAACUAAUUACCCAAUUGAGACAGUUGUUGCAAUGAGAAACUUGUGCAUUUUAACAAAUGCACUAUUACUGGAUAUUUUGGAGCAGAGGUAAAACUAAAGUAAAAUAAUGCACAUAUUUGAAAUUACUGUAAGUGUCAAUGAGAAGAAUAUCAACUGAAGAAAUAGGGGAAUAAAGAACACUACAAUAAUAUUUAAGAUAAAUUUUAUCCUGAUAAAUCGGAAAUAUGAGUAAAACAUUUGCAUUUUUAAAAAAAAGCAUGUUAACCAUCUGUACUUAACAGCUGUUAGAAAUUGUAAAGAUUUACUUUUUUGAAUUCUGUGUUCUUUCUGUACUAUUCUUGUUAGAGAUCAUCUUGUCCAAUGAAUAACUCAAUAUUAACAACAAACCUUGAUUAUAUUGAAAAUGCCAUUCUUGAAGAUGGUGAGCCACAUUCUUGUUUUUUUGAGUCCCCUAAUAGUGCCCAAGGGCACUAUUGUAGCUACUGGAAUAGCCUGACCACAUGAAGGUUCUAAUAGAAAUGCACAAUGGGUUUUGUUGGAAAAUAAGAAUAAAACAAAACACUGGUGCUUACGAUGAAAUGCUACCUCAUUUUAAAAAGAAGAGCAUAUAGGGAAGCCUUGGUGAAUGCUAACCUCCUAUGCCACCAGCUACAGAAUCAUCUUUGGUCAUUCCAAGGUGUUGUUAACCACAUCAUUGUCAUUCCUUGUUAUCAACCUAAAAUUAUGCAGCAAAGGCUAUUAUUUUUAACUGUUCAACUGUUUGACAGAUUUCAUUUUAUUGAAGCGUAAGGCAAAUGUUACAGGUAAUUUUUGAUUAUUCCUGAAGUUGGCAUUUCACUAACUUUUUACCUUUAUUUCUGAAUGUACUUGUUUAACAACUUAAUGUGGUGGAGUUCCAUUGGAUUUUACUUUUAAACUGGAAUCAAACAUUCGCAAGUGUUGUAAAACCAUUUAUGUUGUUAGUCUGUUUAAAUUUAGUUUUUACUCUUAAGUAUUGCUAUAACUGGAUAAAUUAGCCUACUGUGAAGAUAAAAAGGAAAUUCUGAACACAAAUGUAAACUUAAGUCUAGAGUUGCAAUGUUUGUAUUUUUUUAUAACUUGUGGGUCAAUUCAUCUGAGACUUGAAGGUGCCUAGUUUAACUAGAUAGUACGGAGUUGAAAGGUCAGCACAGUGCUGUAUCACCACUGUAUGCUAGUUUGUGCAUCACAGAAAUAAACACCACCUGCAUUGA
Pristis pectinata (smalltooth sawfish) is the source of this 2871-nucleotide messenger RNA. RefSeq names its product mitochondrial inner membrane protein MPV17 (gene mpv17). The transcript is spliced from 8 exons. Bases 546 to 1091 code for a protein of 181 amino acids. The record is from RefSeq and is a predicted model, not a curated record. Gene Ontology annotation, cellular component: cytoplasm; membrane. Lineage: Eukaryota; Metazoa; Chordata; Chondrichthyes; Rhinopristiformes; Pristidae.